Messenger RNA from Lutzomyia longipalpis, 1518 nucleotides. RefSeq names its product zinc carboxypeptidase-like. Gene Ontology annotation, molecular function: metallocarboxypeptidase activity; zinc ion binding. The coding region runs from base 123 to 1403 and encodes 426 amino acids. NCBI's taxonomy places the organism in Eukaryota, Metazoa, Arthropoda, Insecta, Diptera, Psychodidae. The transcript has a single exon. The record is from RefSeq and is a predicted model, not a curated record. Gene Ontology annotation, biological process: proteolysis.
CGUGGACAAAGUAUCGAAAGUGUGCCUGAUAAGGAAACUUAAGACAAACACUUGAGACAGUUCUUAUAUAAAGAAUUGUCUCUGAUGCGUUUCUUCAGUUCAAUUUCAUUCCACGCUUCAAGAUGACGAUCAGCAUUGUAGUCUUGAUUGCCAUUUCCUGUGUAUUUGGACACACCCUUGGGGAAGUUGCUCGUUACGACAACUACAGGAUCUACGGAGUGACGGUGAACUCAGUUGAGGAUUUUAAAGCUCUGGAGAGUCUUGAAGGAACCAGUGAUGGAUACAUCUUCCUCUCCAUGCCAUCUAAGUUGUCCAAAGAAGCUGCCGUUGUUGUUGCUCCUCAUAAAUUUGAUAUUUUUGAGAGCUUUCUAGACAGCAAAAGCAUCAAACACAGAGUGACACAGAAGAAUUUGCAACGUAUGAUCGACAUGGAACGUAGAUCAAUGGAUUUUAGGAAGAGGAGAAGCAAUGGCUUUGACUUCGACAACUACCACACCAUUGAAGAGAUAAAUGCUUGGCUGAACUCUCUGGAGGAAGCUCAUCGAGAUGUUGUUUCCGUUAUCACUGCUGGAAAGUCAUAUCAAGAGCGUGAUAUCUUGGGUGUGAAACUUUCUCGUGGUGCAGAUAAGCCAGGAAUUUUCGUUGAAGCUGGUAUUCAUGCACGUGAAUGGAUUUCUCCAGCAACGGUUAUCUUCCUAAUCAAUGAACUUCUAACAAGUUCUGAUCAAGGUGUUAAAGAUCUUGCUGAAAACUACGAUUGGUACAUUUUCCCCAAUAUCAACCCAGACGGGUUUGUUUAUACGCAUGAGAAGAAUCGCAUGUGGAGGAAAACACUGAAGCCAGAUCCUGAUAUUGCGGCAUGUUUUGGCGUUGAUGCCAACCGUAAUUGGGACUUCCAGUGGACAUCAAGUGAAACAACCAACAAUCCAUGCUCAGACAAGUAUGCUGGACCAUCACCUGCCUCUGAACCCGAAGUUGUUGCUGUUGCGAACUACAUGACGAGCAUCAAGGAUAAAUUGCACCUCUUCCUUUCAUUCCACUCCUUCAGUCAACUCAUCCUCUUCCCCAAUGGGUACACAGAAGAACUCGUUGAGCACUACAAUGAUCUCAAGGAUAUCGGGGAUAGUGCUGCUAAGGCUCUAGCUCAGCGCUAUGGGACUGAAUACACCGUAGGGGAUAUCUACAGUACGAUCUAUCCAGCUCCUGGAACCUCCAUCGACUGGGCUUAUGGAGCUUUAGGCAUUAAGCUUUCCUUUGUCUACGAGCUGCGUCCCACGUCCAACUUAGAGGGUGGACACACAUUGCCUGCUGAUCAAAUUAGACCUGUAGCCUUGGAGACAAUUGAUUCUCUCGUGGCGCUAGUUAAGCGUGCCAAAGAACUAAAAUACUUUGAUCGUCAAUAAAAAUUUUAUUCUCCGUGAAUUAUGAGACUUUAAACUUUUCUUCAAAAGUUUAUUUGUAAAAGAAAUAUUUUGUUUAUUAAAUUUUGAGAAUAAAAAGAUAUCUUGAAAAGAAAAA